AUGUCUCUGUCCCGAAUCAUACCCGGAGCAACGGAUACGCUCUUCCACACCCCUAGAGCCACCCCAGCUCUCUUUAGGGGAUACAGAUAUGUACACAGGAAGACGCGUUCAAGUUUACCUUCUGGGUGCAGUUUGAUUAGGGCUGUGUCAUAUUUACCCAGAGCCCAUAUUAAUAAUAAUAAUACUACAAUUCCACGAACAUUCCCAUCCCUGGAAUACCCUAAAAGGAGCUAUGCCGAUUCAGCAGCCGCGAGCGGGAAAAGAGAAGCGGACCUCUUAGUUGAGGAAUUGGAAGAACUCUACCUAACCGCAAAAGACGAAUUCGAAAUAGCAACAGACUCAACCGACUCCUCAACAAUCUACGCCGCCUCGGAUCGGGAAUCCGCACGAGACGCCCUAAACCAGCUAAUCUCAAUCUACACCCUCUACACAAGCCCGGAGUUAUCUUCACCGACCUUCAACGAAGAGCAGCAGGAACAGGCGAAACCAAUUCGGCACGGCGAGGAUCGCGGUUUCGUUGAGGAUCAGUCUAGAUUGCAUGUUCAUGGACAGGGAGCCGUGCAUGAUGCGUCGGCGAAGGGACAGCAGGGGCAGAAGUAUCAGGAGGCUGAUCCGGAUGAGGAGAGUGCUGAGUUGGCGGGGAGGUAUGUGGAUGUUGAAACGAAUUUUGAUCCUACCAAGAUUCCGGUUGAAGUUAGGGCUGAGGUGAGGAGGAGAGUGGAGCAGAGGGUUCGAGAGUUGGAGGCUGCUGUUGAGGCUUUGGAGGAGAGGGCUAGUACUGAUUAA
Messenger RNA from Monascus purpureus, 786 nucleotides. NCBI's taxonomy places the organism in Eukaryota, Fungi, Ascomycota, Eurotiomycetes, Eurotiales, Aspergillaceae. The record is from the annotation of a GenBank genome assembly.